UCCACAGACGACCAUGUCUCCUCCUCGGCUCACUGGAGCCCUGCGCUCCUUUUCUACUGUCAGCAAACAGGAGGAUUUAACACAAGACAUUUAUGAUCUAAAGAGCAAGCGCCUGAAACGGCAGGAAAUAUUUGCCCAAGAUGGCCUGACAUGGCAGAAGAUAGUUCAGUUCUUCACCCAACAUCUGGAGAAGAAAGAUCAGCCGGCGGCCACUCAUGAGUUAAAGAAUAUUCUCCAAGCAGCCAAACAGAUCGGUAGCUUUGUUAAAUGCAACUUUCUGCAGAGCAAGCGCCUGAAACGGCAGGAAAUAUUUGCCCAAGAUGGCCUGACAUGGCAGAAGAUAGUUCAGUUCUUCACCCAACAUCUGGAGAAGAAAGAUCAGCCGGCGGCCACUCAUGAGUUAAAGAAUAUUCUCCAAGCAGCCAAACAGAUCGUUGGUACAGAUUAUGGGCAGGACACCAUUGAAAGUGCGGGAGGCUUCUUGUUUAAAAUAUUCCACAACAAAGACCAGAUUGGUCACGAGGAAACCAGGGCCAUAAAACAGAUGUUUGGACCUUUUCCGGCCUCUGCCGCCGAGUUGUCUUGUGCAGCUGUGGGUCGUUUAGUGGCCCAGAUCGGAGAAUCUCAGGUGGAUGCUUUCAUCCAAACACAGAGUUCUCUCAAGACAGUGAACCGUAGUUCUAUCUUUGGACGGAACAUUGCUUUCUCAUUUGACACAUAUGUGCUGGAUGCUCAGGAUCCUCUGCCCCGGUCAGAGGGGACUGAUACGGAGCAGGACAUGGACUUUCACAGCUUCCUCAAUAAUCACGUUGGUGAGCGGAAGGCUUGGGGUGACAGAGAUGAUGCUUACUCAGCAGAAGAACUGGAGCGGAGAAACGCAGACAGCUCCAUCCUGAGACAAGAGGUGGAGAAAUACCUGAACGAGGGAAAUAUGCUAUCGUCCAGUGCCGAAGAGCUCUCCACCUCUCUUUUUGAGAUGCUUGCCUCCACAAAGAGUGAUGACGAACUACAAAAUGAGCUGUUUGAGCUUUUAGGUCCUCAGGGGUUUGAGAUGAUCUCCAAACUCCUUCAGAGAAGGUCAGACAUCGUGGACUCCCUGGUGUCCAUCCCGUUGGAUAGCAGACCUCACUUCAAUUCAGGACAGCUUAAAGGGAUGAGAGAUGAAUCCGCCAAGCCCACAUACGGAUGCCAGGUGACCAUCCAGUCCGAGCAGGAGAAGCACAUGAUGAAGAUUUACAGAAAAGAAGAGAAGAAGGAGAGGAAACGUGAGAAACGAGGAGAUGAAGGGGAUACCUGUGAAAACGCCUUUCAUUUUGACCCCAAGGAGCUGAGACUGCAGAGGGAGCAGGCCUUGCUGACAGCACGCCGUUCUCCAGUGUUAGGACGUCACAGAGAGUACGAACUCAUCCGUUACCCUCACGUUUAUGAUUCUUACACCGAAGCCAUCAAGACCUCAGCAUUCGUCGGAGGAGCCAAGAUGCUGCUGCCCGAGGGCAUCAGAAGAGAGAAUAAUAAGAUGUAUGAGGAGGUUGAGAUCCCCCCCAACGAGCCCAUGCCCAUUGGCUUUGAGGAGAAACCUGUGUACAUCUCAGAGCUGGACGAGAUUGGCCAGUUGGUGUUCAAGGGCAUGAAGAGGUUGAACAGAAUUCAGUCUAUAGUGUUCGAGACAGCUUACAAUACCAAUGAAAACCUGCUUAUCUGCGCCCCCACCGGUGCCGGCAAAACCAACAUCGCCAUGCUCACCAUCGUACAUGAGAUCCGCCAGCACCUGCAGCCUGGGGGAGUCAUCCGCAAGGAUCAGUUUAAGAUUAUAUACGUGGCUCCGAUGAAGGCCCUGGCUGCUGAGAUGACUAAUUACUUCAGUAAGCGAUUGGAGCCUCUGGGCAUCGCUGUCAAGGAGCUGACGGGAGACAUGCAGCUGACCAAAGGAGAAAUCCUCCGCACUCAGAUGUUGGUGACGACUCCAGAGAAAUGGGAUGUGGUGACAAGGAAGAGCGUGGGGGACGUGGCUUUGUCUCAGAUCGUCCGACUGCUCAUCCUGGAUGAAGUUCAUCUUCUUCAUGAGGAUAGAGGGCCUGUUCUGGAGAGCCUGGUGGCCCGGACUUUGCGUCAG
Messenger RNA from Sinocyclocheilus anshuiensis, 2113 nucleotides. RefSeq names its product activating signal cointegrator 1 complex subunit 3-like. The transcript is spliced from 11 exons. The annotation marks the transcript as partial. Gene Ontology annotation, molecular function: ATP binding; nucleic acid binding. NCBI's taxonomy places the organism in Eukaryota, Metazoa, Chordata, Actinopteri, Cypriniformes, Cyprinidae. The record is from RefSeq and is a predicted model, not a curated record.